AGCGCCUAUUAUUUAGCGCAUCGGGGUUUUGUUUUUUGGCGAUUUGAUUGGUCAAAAACAUUUGUUAAUUAUGAAUUAAUUGUAAACAAUAAUUCAACAACAGAGACUUAUUUCAAAAUGGCUAAGCGAUUUACAUCAAUUACCAAGCCGAAUAAAAAAUUAAAAUUGGACGUUAGUGUUGGUGCCGGUCACUUUUGCACAAACGCAUCGAAUAUUGCGGACUUGUGGGGAAGUGACGAUGACGAUUUCAUCUUGUUAGCUACGCAAAUAGAAGAGAAAAAUCCGCGCCCACCUGAUGAUGGCAGUCGACACAAAGAUGGGAAAUUGAGCUUUAGUCAAUUUGUACCUCAAGCCAAUGACAAUACAAGCACACAACAAUUUGGAGAGCCCAUGACUACAACUUCAAGCCAGUGUCCUAUGCCGACUUCAUCUUCAUACCAGCGUCCGAAUCGAGCACGGGAUGAUGAAAUGCUGAUGAGCAACAUUUUAUCUGAGCUUGUGGAAGAUCAAACGGAUCUCGUAGUGGAUGGCAUCGGGCAAUGGACAGAUUAUUCAACAGGACAAGCUACGGCAAAUAUGCGUCAACUGGCACAGGAACGUCAACUCAAGUUUUUGAUGGAACGCGUCGAUGUGCUGAAGAAGGAGAAUACCAAAUUACAGAAGGAUAUCAUUGAUCACAACAAUCAAACUCUGACAAAGGAAGGUGAGGUCAGCUUACUUCGAAAUGAGUUGCGGCAAGCGAGAAAGUUGCUUCAGGCGAGUAAAAUGGAUAGAAUUGUUAUGGCAGAAGAAGCCGAAAAAGACUGCAAUAAGAAAGUCGCCGAAGUAUUUAAACAAGUAAUUGCGAAAAACGCCGAACUGAACUUUACAAACGUUGAGUUUUCCGAGCAUAAAAUCCGAAGUGCAAUGAACACAACAUUCAGAGAAAGUCCCGUGUCCACAGUAACGGAUGCCGACGAAUGCCGGAAUAUGCUACGAUUAGAAAAUUUAUGUAUAACUAGCUCUUAUGCAAAUCGUAAUUCUUCAAAAACCGAUAAGCAUUUCUACGAGUACUCCAAAGAGACACGAUCGCAAAAGAAACAACGUAGUUUCUUUGAAGUGGAAUUGGAGCAACUGAUUUUCCAUUACGCACAACUGCAGUCUCGACCCAGCGUUGAUAAGGCGAUUAUGGAACGCCUAAUUAAGUCUGUAUGCGGAGUGUUUACAGAGUCUUGGUCCUAUGCCCAAAGUUUGGAGUUGCCGCAACACUGUAUGAUGUAUCCCUAUCAACCCUUUAAUCUGCUGGAUCACAGUAUCUCUAUGCGCCAAUCUCUAAUUCAGCCCGACGCCUUGUACAAACUUGAACAAGCUGUUCUAUUGCGGCGCUAUAUUGCCACUUUAGCGCUGAUUUGCCAAGGAGAAGGCAACAUAUCGCAAGCAUUGCUUGAAAAAACCCAUGGCAAUCACUCAAUACUGCAAAUACUCAUCGAGGCGAUAACCAAAUUAGGUUACUCAUUUGAAGUAUGCGAACAUUUUGGAGUCAUUGAAGCCACCGGGUCGUUGCUGCACAGUCUACUUAACCAUGUGAUGGCGGCAAAGGUCUCUAUAUGCGGAUCUCAGCAGGAUUUACUCUUUAAUUUGUUAAAGCAGUUGGUUUUCACUCGUCCUAGCCCAUGGGUCUUCCGAGAACUUAGUUCUUGUAUGCUAUUGUGCGCUCGUCAGGAUCAGCUGAUGGCGAGAAUGUGCAUUGCCAGUACAAAUAAUUGUUUCGUAUCAGAUCGCGUUCGAUCCCUUUACCGAUUUGGACCUGAUUCCUGUCUCAUACAGGUGUACGCAGGAUUACUUGAACUCUGCUUUUGGAAUGAUUUGCCCCUCGAACCUUGUCAUUUUAAGCUCUUACUUUCGAUUUGCGAAAAUCAUGUGCGCUUUGUUUACCAAUGCUUUACAUCUUUGCCUGCAUUUAUAAUGAAAAUACUUCCACUUCCGUCCAUUGUUGAUGAGGAAAACACCGACAAGGAGCCCUUAUUGUCAACAGUUGCCGGUUUACAGUCGCAUUUAUUACCGAAUCAUAGUACUACCGCAACUGUAAAUAACUCGGCAAAUAUAUCAGAAUUUACUCCGAUGGCCGCACCGGAUCAAGCGCCUCAGGAUCAUGCUUGCGAAUGCUAUGUAAAACUUUGCCUAAGCGUUGUUACGCUUGUUUUCCAAAUGAUGUAUCAGUGGAGUUUACAAGAAAAGAAAACACACAUCUUACAAGUUGGCGAAAUCUCUCAGAUUGCCGUACAAUUACUUAUACUUAUUUUCAGGGAGUAUUAUCUGCCAAGCCUUUUUCGUGAUUCAGAAGAAACUACAAAACAUAAUCUGUAUCUACUUUGCAAUUGGUGGCAGGAUCAUAAGCGGACAUUGAAUUUUGAAGAUACACACGUUAUUUUUUUAAAGCAACUGCAGGAGUUGCAGUUUAUGUUGAAGCCAUUGCAUCAAGAGGCAAAUCUUACCAACCCCGAUAAUGACUUAGCCGAGUGGACUCGUAUUGUUGAUAAUGCAGAUGUAAACAGUCAGAAAUAUGAUCCCCCAGAUGUCCAAUUUAAUUCUAAAUCGUUACUCACGUAUAAAAUAUGUGACUUUUUUAAUAGCCUGAAGACGACUGCUUACAAUUUUGAAUAAAUAACUAUAAGACUUGGAAAUCAAUAAA
Messenger RNA from Drosophila innubila, 2671 nucleotides. RefSeq names its product ATR-interacting protein mus304. The transcript has 4 exons. Bases 118 to 2643 code for a protein of 841 amino acids. The record is from RefSeq and is a predicted model, not a curated record. Gene Ontology annotation, biological process: DNA damage checkpoint signaling; DNA repair. NCBI's taxonomy places the organism in Eukaryota, Metazoa, Arthropoda, Insecta, Diptera, Drosophilidae.